CCACUACAGGGGCCGUGGCCGGCGAAGUGCGGCCAGAUCCCGGUCAGCCACGUGCCUGGCACGCUGCAGCGGGAGGGUGGCCAGCGCCACUUCCAGAGGGCAUGAACCACCACCACGCCUCCCACCUGCCUCCCCAGGGGCAGCCGCGGCCGCCGCCCCCGACCUGACGCCUGGGUGGACGCCACGCUUCCGGAGGGACCUCCCCUGCCACCGCGCCACAGCUCCGAGGGCCGGUAACAUCCCAGGAACCUUCCCGCCGUCCUGGUCCGCCCCCGGGGAGCCCGAGCCGAGGGCGCUGGACUGACAGCGGGCGGCGUCGGUCCAGGUAGGGGUGAGGAGCGGCCUCGGACGUCCUCCCCGCCGCUCUGCGCCCGUCCCAUCUGGGACCCGGCAGCAUAACGGGUGCCGACCGGGGACAGCGGGGGCGGGGGGCACAUGCUCACCAGUAUUUGGCCAGCUCGCGGUAGCGCGGGCCCAGGAACCUGCUCAGCAUUGCCGCACCGUCCGCAGCUCAGGGUGACCCCGACUGUCGCCCCGCUGCAUUACGCAGGCGCGGCGGCCGCAGCGCGCAGGCUCCUGGGGAGGCUCCGCCCGCGGCGAGCAGCCCGCUGGGCGACAGGCGUCUGCGGUUGCUGCGCGCGCAAACCCGGAAGACCUUGCAGUCAUUUCCGGGCAGGGUCGGAAGUCGAUUGUCGCGGCCGCGAGGGGGCGGGUCUGGAGCGGGGAGUGUCCUGCGCUGCGCGAGACUGGGCGGCGCGGGUGGCGUCCGCCCGCCGGCGGUCGGGUUGGCCCUCUCCGCGCGGCCUGCGGCAGCUAAGUACAACCGCCGCCCUCGGCUGGUGGUUUUGUGUCUUUACCGCAAGCCGAGGCUCUAUUUGCCGUCAGGGAAACUUCGGCCCUGCGGGGCAGCACCUUGGCCGGAGCCGCACGGAGGGAACCGCGUCGCGGCGGCGGGCCGCGCCCCCCCGCCUCUCCUGGAGCGGUCGCUCGCAGCCCAGCUCGGCCAGCGGACCGACCCCCGGCGCGGGCGGGGCUUGGCCGGCCGCGGUCACCGCUUCUAGGGCCGCAGCAGGCCCGGGAGAAGGGUGGCCGGCGCGGGCUCCGCUCCCGCCGCGCUGUCGGGGUCCCUGCCCCUGCGCCUCCCGCGGGGUGGCGAGCUGCCGGGGGUGCUGGCCCCGACGGCGAGAGCCCGCUCCCGGAGCCCCGGAGCGGCUUGUGGCUGGACGGGACGUUGUUUCUCGUCCUUCGCGGGCGCUCGGGGCCGUGAGCCUGCGGCCGGAGGGAGUCUGUGGGCGGAAGCCUGAAAUGGGCGGCGGAGCCCGUGGAGGUGGCCGAGAGAGGAGGGAGGCGGAGUGAAGCUGUCUGAGGAGUGGGAGGGGGCGCCUGGCUGGCUCCGUCAGUCAAGCGCAGGACUCUAGGUUGCCGCUCGGGUCCUGAUCUCAGGGUCGUGAGAUCGAGCCCCAGGCUGGGCUCGUGGCUCCGCGCAGAGUUGGCUUGAGAUUCUCCCUCUGCCUCUCCCUCCGCUCAUGCUCCCCGCCCCCGCCCCAACCCCUGUGUCUCAAAGAAAGAAAGAAAGGAAGGAGGGAAGGAAGGAAGGAAGGAAGACAGAAAGAUCUUUUAAACAAUAAGUAGAGAUGGGCAUAAAGGCCUGAGGGCUACAGGUCCUGGAUCCAGCAGUUCCUGAUGCCCUGCCUCAUUGCUCCUUCUGCUUAAUGUACUUAAGAGAAAAGGAGUUUUAUGGCAUGUUGGAUGGCUUCAGGCACGGCUGGAUCCAGGAGCAUAGCAAUAUUAUUACGAAUCUCUCUCUGCAUUUCUCAGCUCUUCUUUCCUCUGUUGUCCUUGCCCUCUUGUGAGCUCUCUCUGAGCAGUGGCAUGUGGAAACUCUAGGUCAACAUUCCAGCAGCCCUUGAAGGAAGAUGGCACCUCUUUGCUGUUGUGGAAAAUGCCCCAAGGCUGGUUCUCCUGGGCCUGCUGUGGAAAUGGGGCAGAGGUCGCUAUGCUCAUAAGAGGACAUGGACUGAAACUAGAGGAGGGGAGGAUCCCCACAAAGGAGUAGUCAGGAUCCUGAUAUCCAAAGCGGUGGUGGAUAAGCAGGACCUUGGAUUUCCCAUGAUACUCCUAUCCAGCCUCUAGGGGAAACUCAGCUCCUACAAUUUUUUUAUGCUGUGAAGUUCACAAAAGUUGUUGCAACCACCACCCUGUCUAGUUGCAGAAAAUUUUCAUCACUUCCGAAAGAAGCCCCAUAGGUCUCCCUCCUCCUCCCCCUCCCUCAGGCUCUCCCCAGCCCCCUGCCCCCACGAGCCCCUCUCCUGUCCAUGGAAGAGCCUGGUCUGGGCGCGUCACACACUUGGACUCACACCCCCUGUGGCCUUUUGUGUCUGAUUCCCUCCCUGAGCUUUGUAGGCUCAGGGUCCGUCCCUGGGGCAGCGCGUGGGGCCCCGCUCCUGCUUGUGGGCAAAGGAGGCUCCCCUGCGUGGGCGGGGGUUGUGUUUAUCCGUUCACCUGUUGAUGGAGUCUUUUUCUUUUAAAUCUUUACAACUUACUGAGGAAUACUGGACAUGCAAAAACGCAUGGACUGAGCACGUAGAACUUGGUGUUUGGACGUGUGUGUGUGCCCACCACCAGGACUGCGGGCGCCUGCUGGCCUUCCUCCUGCCCAUCUGGACCCUUGCCGCCCCCCUCCCGGCCCCUGCGAGCAUUCAUCUGUCUCCUGUUGGUUCAUCUGCACUUUCCUGACUCUUCUACCAGGGGGCAUACAGUGUGUUCCACUUGGUGUCUGGUGCCUUUCUUCUGCUGCCCAGUCGAGACCCGUGGAGGGCGAACCUGUGUGCAGACCACUCACCUGCUAGAGGGCAUUCUGCCCGUUUCCAGGUUUCGCCAUCACAGCUGUGGCCCAUGACUGGUUCUGUCCAGGUCUUUGAGUGGAUGUGUGUCUUUAUCCCCCUGGAGAGGAUCCUGGGGGGCCGGCUGCGUGCAGUGGGGCCCCCGUGUUGAGCUGUGGACAGAACCGCCAAGCUUCCUGUUUUUUCACACUGAGAUGUAACUGCUGCGGACGGUCAGGGUGCUUGUCACUGACUUGGGGCCUAUUCUGCGCCAGGACAAGCUCAUCUCAGGAUCUGGAGUUCCACUGGCAAAGGCCCUUUCCUCGAGCACGCCCAGUUCCGGGGUCAGGCAUGAGGGGUCCAUGUCCAGAAGCUGCAGCGCAGCGUGGUGUCCGAGGGGCUGGCCGGCGUGGCAGGGUGCCUGGGGUUCAUGUCAGGCCCAAGCUGUGUCGUCUUCCCGAGAGUAGGGGGGCUCAGAGGGCUGGCGGGGGCUGGCGGAAAGUCUGGGACAAGCACACAGUGACCUGCACCCUUCAGACAUGCCCAAGAUGCCAUUGCUGCUGUCAAGACAUGGGCGCGUCCCUUGCACCGAGUUUUCCUCCAUCCCUUGCUCCCGUGGCUCCCUGAGCCGGGCCAAGAUGCUCCUUCCAGAAAUUUCCAUAGAGCAGAUCCUUGCUGGGACGGGGAGGGAGGGAUGCCUCACUGAAGGAUUUUAGCACCUUUGUGAUCUAUCUUUAAACAGCCUUUUUGAGGGGCACCAGCUGGCACAGUGGGAAGAACAUGUGACUUUUGAUCUCAGGGUUAUGAGUUCAAGCCCCA
Lutra lutra (Eurasian river otter) is the source of this 3641-nucleotide messenger RNA. RefSeq lists its product as uncharacterized. The transcript has 2 exons. The record is from RefSeq and is a predicted model, not a curated record. Lineage: Eukaryota; Metazoa; Chordata; Mammalia; Carnivora; Mustelidae. Bases 436 to 1356 code for a protein of 306 amino acids.